Molecule: messenger RNA, 4372 nt
Organism: Podospora pseudocomata
Lineage: Eukaryota; Fungi; Ascomycota; Sordariomycetes; Sordariales; Podosporaceae
Exons: 4
Coding region: 154-4230 (1358 amino acids)
Biological process (GO): ribosome biogenesis
Cellular component (GO): nucleolus
Source: RefSeq, a predicted model, not a curated record
UUGGAGAGCAGCUGCAUCUGCGCGACGUGGGGCCUGGUCGCAUUUCGGAGGGAGCUUUUGCUGGAGAGAGCUCGAUGGCGAAAAAGAAACUGGGGAGCAUUUUGCGACAAAAGAUGAAAUUAUAGGGUUCUUUUUUACUUUUGAUAAUCAACAAUGAAGGGUCAGGCGAUGACAGGCGAAGCAGCCCUGAUCAGGGCUGUUCAGGCAUUCAACAAGGACACCAACAUCGAAACACUACCAGAAAGACUCGAAAACAUCUGGGAUAUACUAUCAGAGCACCAUGGAGGAAACUUUCACGCCGCCGAGGAAAUGCUCUCGCGAUCACUCCUAAAGCAAAUGGUCGGGAAGACUGAGAAUGCUGAAAGAGUGCGACGAUACUCUCGCACAUGGGACGUCUUGGGUGCCGUGUUUCAGCGCACCCCUCUCUUCUCCCUAGCAAAAUCGCUGGCGGACUGGAAGUUCAUCGGCAUAUUACAACAGACCUUGAGCGAGCUACGAGACAUCGCGGUUGAUGCAGGAUUUAGGCUGGACGAGAUCGAAGAUGUAGAAAUGACCGACGCCCCAGGCCCAGGAAGCCCAUCACCCUCCAGGAAAAGAAAACGGACAGAGACGCUUGUGUUCGACAUAGUGGCGCAACGGACAACAUCGGGGUGCUUACUGGCUGCGAAGGCCCUUCUUGAGGCGCUCAGGAUACUGCUGGCUCGAUGCGAGACCAAGCUGAACGAUGGACCACCAACACACCGGAUGGGCGCUGAGCACGUCAAGUCAUUGUUUUCAUUGUCGGCGACCGAUGCGGCUGAGAUUCUCGGGCCAAUACUGGACUUGUGCAUUGCGGCUCAUACCUGCUUGGAUGAUGCCUCGUACAGAGAGGUGUCUUCAUGGCUGUCUACCCUCAGUUCUAUUUGGGCCUUGCACCUACAAGGCCCAGGCGAUGCUUUAGAGGUUGCGGCGCGUUUGACUUCUUCAGCAACCCUUCUUCUGGGGAUGUUGACGGAUGUGGCAGACCUAGGUUCCCGCAAAAUCCAAAGUCCUACCAAGGAACGCUGGGCAAAGGAUCUUCGUCGGUUCUUGUCCCGUAAUCUGAUGCUUCCUGCCAGGGCGGCUUUCCUCAACAGGAAUGACCGGUCAGUUCUCCAGAGAGCUGUUGAGGCCUGUUCUGCUGGACCACCCCCACGCUUUAUGCGUCGUCCAUCCUCAUCCUUUUUGACUUUCCCAGUCAUUUUUGACUUGGUUGGCCAGUCUCCGCGUGAGUUUGGUGGUAACACCUCCAUCAAGGACUAUGAAACAUGGGUCCAGGCGGUGUUCGAUACCAUGUUCACGACUUCAAAAACCAUCCCCCACCUCAAGGGUCAGGUAGAAAGCGAGGGCAAGUCAGCGAUGCGGAGGGUUUUGGAGGUGGCAACAUCCCGAGACGAAGCUCUUUCAGCGGAGAGCCUCCGGCUGGUGUGCAAGGAAUUUGCCCUUGGCGAGCGUAAGGAUGAUUGGGAUAUACUUUUGUCGAUCGUAAAACUCAACCCCGAUGCGUUUCUGCUCUCGGAGGACGGAAAGGAGCUUCUGAACCAGAUUCUGGAAAAGACGAAAGGUUCAAAUUCUUUGACUGAUGAAGACCGGGAGGUGGCUGUCGAGUUCAUUGCCCUCCUUGCCGAAGGAUAUGCCCAAGCCCGCGACUUGUCUUCGUUUGUCAAGACCUGGCUUCAUUACCUCGAUUCUCCCAAAUCCGAAGGGAAAUUGGACCCCCUGUGGGCACAAGAAGAGCUAGCGGUUACAGUCGCGUCUUUGGUCCAAUUUUCUCUCAAUGCCAAUCAGCUUGCGGAGUUGGUAGCAUGGCUAUCGGAGCAAGAGGCAAGCGCGGCAAGGGUUUUCCUUCUUGAGGCUCUUUCUAGGGGUGUUGCUCGCGAGGAAUUUAUUGAUGCGGCAAACAUGAAGAUUUUUGAUGCUAUCAUGGCUCAGAAGGUCUCCAAGAAGGAUGCCCUUCUCAUCUCUGCUUGCCGUUGGAGUGAUGCUGCCCGGACUCUCGCUGAAUGCACGCUGGAGGAGGCCGGUCGGGUUUGGUCACGGGUCGGCUCACACCUAAAGAAGACUUUGAAGAAGUCGGGGGUGGAUGGGGAGGAUACCUUUGCUGCGUUCGAGUGCUGUGUUGCUGCUUGGCUGUCAAACUAUCUUGAAGGUGCCGAUGAGGAGGAAACGUCUAAAUUGGUCUGCUCCUUCCUUGGGAAACUUGAGGAGGAUGCGAGCUCCGAGUCAAGGAGACGAUAUAUCUCUUGGAUUCUCGAGGAGGAGCCUCGUCUUGUCAGCAUGGUCGUUGACAAGACGGGCAAAGUACCAGAUAUCAUUCUGUCGCUUGUCAAGCCCACACCUGGGGAUGACUCGGCUGGUUUGCGUCAUGCCGCCACAGUUGGCAAAGUUCUGUUGAAGGAAUGCGAUACUGGAAACCAGAAGCUCACUGAUACUCUGAUCGACACCGUCAUCAAAGUGAUUGAAGAGUCUGAGGCCGGGACGUUUCAACCAUCAACCAAGGAUGCUGUUCUGUUCCUGCUCAAUGCGCCUAUGGAAACCCUUAGCCGCAGCCAGCGGGAAGCCACGAUGAAGACGUUGAUCAGCCACGUUCCACAAACCUCGAACAAGGCGGGACCACUUGGGGUAGACUACUGGGAGCCAGUGCUCUCCUUGAUGGUCAAACUAAUGAACGAGCCAACCUUCUAUGACGGGAUGAGCUUCAGCCAUUUGGAAACUGUUGGGGCAGGUCUUGUUUUAACGACGGGUAAUGAUGCCGAAGUUCAGCGCCUCUUCUCUUUGUUGUACGACCUGGCUGUGUUGACUAUCCGACAAAUGGCAAGCGGAAACCUUGAUUCGAGGGAGAAGACAUACCUCUCUGAUGCCAAGGCGGUGCUUCAGGAGAAGACAGCUGAUGGCGAUACUGUCGUGCGUCUCGUUCUUCUGCGCGCCUUUCUCGCGACUGUCCAAGAGUCCAAGACUGCCCCAAGGCUGGAGAAGGCUGGUCUGGACUUCAGCGGCCUUGGAGAUGACCUAUUCCAGAUGGCUUCAUCCGUUGCGACAGCCGGCAAAUGGCGUGGAAAGAAACUACUGGCUCUUCUGUUCGCGUUGUCUGCUCUUGACAGUAUGGGACGCGAUUCUGUCAAGCAAGCGGUCGCCUCUGCCGUGAAGCCACUCGUCAAGACUAGCGACAAGCUGGUUGACGAAGGCAUCCAAGCUGGUUGGUCCAUCCGCAUGUUCUUGGCAGACCACUUCCUCGAAUCCCUCGAGUCCCCAUUCCAAAUCGAGCUCGACAUGGAGAUUUCCGAGACUGGCGAGGUCAUCAAGUCCGCCAUCGAAGUCCCAGUUCUCCGCAAAUACGUCGACGCCGUAGUCCGCCACGCCGACGAACCCAUCAAACUCCAAUACCUCAAAGACCUCCUCCUCACCAAACCCCCCAGCCGAAACGAACUCCUUGGCCGUCUCCUCAUCAUCGACCAAUUAAUCCACCACCUCAAGGGUUCUAAACCAUCCUCUUCCUCCUCCGAAUUCGACCUCCCCCAAGCCCACGCCAUCCUCACCAAAUCCCUCCCCGCCCUCACCACCCUCCCGCACAUAAUCCAAACAACCAAAACAAUUUUGUUUCUUCUCGACCACUCAACAAUGAAACAGUUCAACAUCGACCUCACCCUCUCCCGCGUCUCCCUCCUCGCCAACUCCUCCUCUUUCCAGACCCUCCUCGCUUCCCAAUCCCAACUCUACCUCCCUUUGUGCUCCCUCCUAGAAGUAGUGAUAAAACGUCACCGCCACCGCCUCGAGGGCCACUUCCACAUCGUCCUCUCCCCCCUUCAGGACCUCCUCCGGUUACUCCUCUCCAAGUGCGACUCCUCCCCACAGUGGGAGAAGAACGCCCAGCGAUUCUCCCGACUCCUCACGCUUAUCUGCGAGCCCACUGCAGCUACCACCGCGCAGACAAAUCACACUGUCCUCGAAUCGGAAAAGGACAGGGCGAAGAGGUAUGCGGGGCAGUACAUGUAUUUGGUGUUGAUGCAGUACAUCAAGUGCCAGCUGGAGUAUGUUGCUCCGCCGCACGCGAUUAAGGAAGUGCUGGAGAAGGAGGGGAUGUAUGCUAUCAUUAGGAUUACGAGCCAGGAGGGGUUGAAGAUUAUGAGUGAGGGGAUGGAUGGUGGGGGGAGGGUGGUGUUUAAGGAGUUGUGGAGGAGGUGGGAGAGGUUUGGGAAGUGGACUGGUGUGUAGUGUAGGUUUGUUGCGGGAGAGGGAGUUGAUGGAAAAUGUACAUACCUGGUUCUGUUGUUCAUAUGGGUAUUAUGCAGAAGGAAGUUCGUGUGUGUUUGACUUCAUUUCAUGCGUGUGGCGAUAAAGGAUAGACGUGCCAGGU